CCUGGACUGAUGGAAGGAGACGCAACACCCUCCAACAUCGCUCCAGCCGUGACGAGGUUAUCAAAAUGCUACCAUACGCCUCAUUAACCGCAGGUCUUCUGACCAUAGCCGCAUUGGCUCAGGCCGACAAGCCUCAGUCGCCAUUGGAGCCAAGCCAAGGCGAUGCACCUCCGAUUCUAGGCUUUGGGACUUGGAACCUAAAAGUAUCGCCGUCCAAUACCACCGAAGCCGUGUCCCUCGCCAUCCAAGAGGGUUAUCGUCACAUUGAUUGUGCGGCCGCAUAUGGGAACGAGGAGGCGGUCGGUAAGGGUAUCGCGGAGGGCCUGGAGAAGGCCGGUCUCAAGAGAGAGGACAUUUGGGUGACCAGCAAGCUCUGGAAUGACCACCAUGGCAAGCUGAACAAGGUCGAAGAGGGGCUGAACAAGACGUUGAAGGAUCUCGGCGUCGGCUACCUGGAUCUGUAUCUGAUGCACUGGCCCGUCGGUGGCAGUUCUAAGCUCGACUACGACUAUAUCAAGACAUGGCACUCCAUGGAGAAGCUCCCGCUGCUCGGCACGGUCCGCAACAUCGGCGUGUCCAACUUUUCUCCUCACCAGCUCAAGAAGCUGAUCAAGAAGUCUUCCAUCAAGCCUGCAGUGCAUCAGAUGGAGCUUCACCCGUACUUGCAGCAAAAGGGCUGGGUCGAGCUGCAUCAAGAGCAUGGCAUACACGUAACCGCGUACUCGCCAUUGGGAAACUCAAACCCGACGUAUCGUAGCUCCUCGCGUGCUGCCAAUACGCACAAGACACCGCCAUUGCUCCUUGAAAACGAGGCGUUGGCCAAGAUCGCGGACAUGCGGAACUGCACGACCGCACAGGUGGCGCUCGCAUGGGGCAUGCAGCGGGGCACGAGCGUGAUCCCGAAGACAAGCCACGCGAAGUGGAUCAAGGAGAACUUCGAAUCAGUAACUUGCGGUCUGGUCGACACCGACGUGGACAAGAUUGAGGAGCUCGGGAAGAAGUAUCUGACGCGGUUCAACAAGCCCGGUAGAUCUUGGGGGGUGAAGCUGUUCGAGGGCCUAGACGACGCGUGAGCAGGAGGGGAGAGGAAUGGGGCGCAGACGCGUCGUCGUGUCUGCCGUGACUGCCGUGCGCCGGCCCACCGGGAGGCGUAGGCGCUAAAUGUGCAUCAACAUUUUCCCACUUCGCCGGUCAACAUGGCAGUGACAGCCUGGACGCGCAAAGGCGCGUACUCGAAGCUUUGACUUGCAUCUACCCGGCUUGGCUGGCAGCAACUGGCCAUGUCUAAUUGUUCCAGAAUCCACGUACCCGAUGCCCGUCACCCCAUGAGUCCCUGGUAAGCAAAUGGCUCGACUCCCUAUCAGAGAUCUCCCUUCUGGAAUGACUAUCGUGCUUUACCAC
Messenger RNA from Aplosporella prunicola CBS 121167, 1401 nucleotides. RefSeq lists its product as uncharacterized. Gene Ontology annotation, molecular function: aldose reductase (NADPH) activity. The record is from RefSeq and is a predicted model, not a curated record. Lineage: Eukaryota; Fungi; Ascomycota; Dothideomycetes; Botryosphaeriales; Aplosporellaceae. The transcript is spliced from 2 exons. Gene Ontology annotation, cellular component: cytosol. The coding region runs from base 66 to 1073 and encodes 335 amino acids.